CGUAACUCGUCUAUUCCGUUAUUCUGGACCAUAAGACAAUUCAUUAAUUGUCAGUUUAAACAUAUUUUUUUUCAUCAUAAAUCAUCAUUCCAGGCUGAGUAGCCUAGUACUUACAUGUGCCACUCUUUAGCCUGACCUCAGUCGGAAUCGAACCCCACUAGUAAAACUGGAUUCAGACCGAACCGUUUGUGGGGCAGCUGAUCGUAGCAGAGGGGAAAGAUUGAGAGCCUCCUAGUGGGGAUUGGUGGGCAACACUACUUGCUCGAUUUUUUUCUCUCGAUAGUGUCCCCGUGUGGGUUAAUGGCUCCUCCUGCAACUGAGAGAGACGGAGCUGGCAGCGAGUAGCAAUACGGGGGAGCAGUCGGAAAAACAUAACUACGGCCCUAAUUUAGCUGUUUUCGGUUGCAGUUCGUUGGAUGUUAUUUGAAAAAUAGGCAGACGGGGUUGUAGUUGGGGCAUAGUGUCAAACUAGAAGUGGGGAGGUCGAGGAAAGCGUUCUAUUUUUUAACAACCAACUCCCCAAAUGAACUCCAUCAGAGCCACCAACAGGAGACCCAGGCGAGUGUCGAGGCCGCGCCCGGUGCAACCCGAACGGAACAACGGGGAGCGAGAUGGUGAGGCUCCACCAGCCGAGAUGGCUGUGGAGGAGUCGGGACCAGGAGCUCAAAACAGCCCCUACCAGCUCCGCCGCAAGUCGCUGCUGCCAAAGAGAACUGCCUCUGCCGCCACUGCCUCCGCCUGCCCCAGCAAAAGCCCCAUGGAGGGAGCCUCCACCUCGACCACAGAGCCCUUUGGCCACCGAGCCAAGCGAGCACGGGUGUCUGGCAAAAGCCACGACCCACCAGCAGCACCAGCAGAGCAGUAUCUGCAACAGAAGCUUCCAGAUGAGGUGGUGUUGAAGAUCUUCUCCUAUCUUCUGGAGCAGGACCUCUGUCAGGCAGCCUGUGUCUGCAAACGCUUCAGCCAGCUAGCCAACGACCCCAUACUCUGGAAGCGUUUGUACAUGGAGGUGUUUGAGUACACGCGUCCCAUGAUGCACCCUGAGCCCGGAAAGUUCUACCAGGUCAGCCCGGAGGAGCAUGAACACCCCAACCCCUGGAAGGAGAGUUUCCAACAAUUGUAUAAAGGAGCCCAUGUAAAACCGGGCUUUGCAGAGCAUUUCUACAGUAACCCAGCCAGAUAUAAAGGCAGAGAGAACAUGCUGUACUAUGACACCAUCGAGGACGCGCUGGGCGGCGUGCAGGAGGCUCACUUUGACGGCCUGAUCUUCGUCCACUCUGGCGUCUACACAGACGAGUGGAUCUACAUCGAAUCACCCAUCACCAUGAUAGGAGCAGCUCCUGGGAAGGUAGCUGAUAAAGUAGUGAUCGAGAACACCCGCGACUCUACAUUCGUUUUCAUGGAAGGAUCGGAGGACGCCUACGUGGGAUACAUGACCAUCAGGUUCAACCCCGAUGACAAGUCUGCCCAGCACCACAAUGCCCACCACUGCCUGGAGAUCACCGUCAACUGCAGCCCCAACAUCGACCACUGCAUCAUCCGCUCCACCUGCACAGUGGGCUCCGCUGUGUGUGUGAGCGGCCAGGGGGCGUGUCCUACCAUCAAACACUGCAACAUCAGCGACUGUGAGAACGUGGGCUUGUACAUCACGGAUCACGCGCAGGGUAUCUAUGAGGAUAACGAGAUCAGUAACAAUGCGCUCGCUGGCAUCUGGGUGAAAAACCAUGGCAACCCCAUCAUCCGACGCAACCACAUCCACCACGGACGAGACGUCGGGGUGUUCACCUUCGAUCAUGGAAUGGGCUACUUUGAGAGCUGUAACAUCCACAGGAACCGCAUUGCGGGCUUCGAGGUGAAGGCGUACGCCAACCCCACGGUGGUGCGCUGUGAGAUCCACCACGGCCAGACCGGGGGCAUCUACGUGCACGAGAAGGGGCGGGGCCAGUUCAUAGAGAACAAGAUCUACGCCAACAACUUUGCGGGCGUGUGGAUCACCUCUAACAGCGACCCCACGAUACGGGGCAACGCCAUCUUUAACGGUAACCAAGGAGGCGUGUACAUCUUCGGAGAUGGGCGGGGCUUAAUCGAGAGCAACGAUAUCUAUGGCAACGCACUGGCGGGAAUCCAGAUUCGAACCAACAGCUGUCCCAUCGUACGACACAACAAGAUCCACGAUGGCCAGCAUGGAGGCAUAUAUGUGCACGAGAAGGGCCAGGGUGUGAUUGAGGAGAACGAGGUGUACAGUAACACGCUGGCAGGAGUGUGGGUCACCACCGGCAGCACCCCAGUCCUGCGCCGGAACCGCAUCCACAGUGGCAAACAGGUGGGUGUGUACUUCUAUGACAAUGGUCAUGGUGUUCUGGAGGACAACGACAUCUACAACCACAUGUACUCUGGCGUGCAGAUCAGGACGGGCAGCAACCCCAAGAUCAAGCGGAACAAGAUCUGGGGGGGGCAGAACGGGGGCAUCCUGGUCUACAACUCUGGCCUGGGCUUCAUCGAGGACAACGAGAUCUUCGACAACGCCAUGGCGGGCGUGUGGAUCAAGACGGACAGCAACCCCACGCUGAGGAGGAACAAGAUCCACGACGGCCGAGACGGAGGCAUCUGCAUCUUCAACGGAGGGAGAGGCUUGCUAGAGGAGAACGACAUCUUCCGGAACGCCCAGGCUGGAGUGCUGAUCAGCACCAACAGCCACCCGGUCCUCCGCAAGAACCGCAUCUUCGACGGCUUCGCUGCAGGUAUCGAGAUCACGAACCACGCCACGGCCACGCUAGAGGGAAACCAGAUCUUCAACAAUCGCUUUGGGGGUCUGUUCCUGGCCUCCGGGGUCAACGUCACCAUGAAAGACAAUAAGAUCAUGAACAACCAGGAUGCUAUAGAGAAAGCUGUGAGCAGAGGGCAGUGUCUCUACAAGAUCUCCAGCUACACCAGUUACCCCAUGCAUGACUUCUACAGAUGUCAUACCUGUAACACGACAGACAGGAACGCCAUCUGUGUGAACUGCAUCAAGAAAUGCCACCAAGGCCACGACGUGGAGUUUAUACGACACGACAGGUUUUUCUGUGACUGCGGCGCCGGAACGCUAUCCAAUCCCUGCACUCUGGCCGGGGAACCCACGCACGAUACAGACACUCUGUACGACUCUGCCCCGCCCAUAGAGUCCAACACGCUGCAACACAACUGAACAGAGUGAAGUGCCCACACACACACACACAUAUACACACACAUACACACACGCGUCACACUCGGUGAAGGAAAUGGUCCCUUGGAGCGUCUCUCCGAGAGCUUGUAGGGGCUGUCACUUCUAAGGUGCUGAAGACAUGGCCUCUGUUUUGGUUUUUUGGUUCUUGUACAGAUGUUCAGUCACUGGUUCCAAGUAAAUGCAUAAACCUUGCACAUUCACCAACAAGCUUUCGACGAUGGCUCCAGACAUUUAAGAGAUGAGAUGUUCUUAGCAUAACGUCAUUGUGUUGUUCAUGGUCUUGGGAAAGUGUACCCCGACAUGGAUGAGAUCUUGGAUGAUGGAUCUUACCUCUGGAAGUGAUGGUUUUGCUAGGGAAUAUCUGCCAAUUUCUCCCAUUUCUGACACUCGACAUGCAUAGAUGCAUUUUCACACAUAUAUUACACACACACAAACAAAC
Molecule: messenger RNA, 3644 nt
Organism: Osmerus eperlanus (European smelt)
Lineage: Eukaryota; Metazoa; Chordata; Actinopteri; Osmeriformes; Osmeridae
Gene: fbxo11b
Product: F-box protein 11b
Exons: 21
Coding region: 524-3187 (887 amino acids)
Biological process (GO): regulation of apoptotic process; ubiquitin-dependent protein catabolic process
Molecular function (GO): zinc ion binding; protein binding
Source: RefSeq, a predicted model, not a curated record